AUUGUUGCCAACAUCGUCACGGUAAUCCCCCACCGGGCCCACUGGUGAGACACGUGGAAAUCGGGGUGUGACAGAAGACGCAAAGAGUUUUUCGUUAGACAACUUUGUUUGGCCCUUUAAGAUGUGGAUUCUAGAGGUGUUUCCGGAAUUCAAACAAAGGAGGGGGUAUUUCGAUGGUCAGUCCAUUCCGAGGUUUUUAGGAUGGCAAGAAGGACAAAAGCUGUGUGUUGAUGGGAUUUUAGCGAAUGCAAUAAAGAGACGUGAAUAUAAACCGCUAAACUUCAUACUACCUACUGAGUUUGAGGCCGAAACAGAGUGGUUCAUUUCAAGCUCUGAUUAGUUGGACCGUGAACGUCAAAUUUAUCAACCUGCUAUGCCGACUGAAUUACCCCCUCAAAUGCAACAUCCAAUCCAGCCAACUGAAAACUGCGGCCAGCAAAAAAUGAAGGAGUUCAUUGACCACUUGUUCGGUGAUGAUGAAGUACCAGUUCAGUUGCCUCAAAUGCACGGAUUAGCACCUGAAGUACCGGUUCAGAUGCAUGAUAUUCCGUUAGACACGGCUGACUUGCAACAGGAUGCUGCUCCCGGUCCGUUUUCGUCAGGAUUUUAUUCUGAAGAGCAGCUUGUUUCUAAAUUUCAGUCACUGAUGUUCGCAAACAACCGGGGGUUGACUGACAUGAUCAAGUCGGAGUUGUUGCAAAGUUUUCGUAUGGCUCCGGUUAAUACUCCAUGCUACACACGAACACCGAUGGAACAAUCACAAAAACAAGAUGAUAAUGCGGCAGCUGAUUCGUAUUUUAACUUCGAUAACGAUGUGUAUCAUGUGUCAAUAAAUCCCGAAAAUCUUACGGAAGAAGCCAAUGAGGAUCCGGAGAUGAUCAAACUGAGGCGUUCCGAAAGGCUUGUGAAGCCCGCCAAGUCUCUGCUAUCACCGUUUGUAGUUUACAGAAACAUUAAGCUGAAGCAAAAAAAGAUAGCAAAUGAUGAAGAUAAUUUAAUCAAAACGAUAAAAAAUUGGGCACCAACUAGCGGCGUUAGAGAACUAACCCUCACGGCAGGUGGAAGUGUUGGUCCUAAUUUCUGGGCGGCAUUGCUAGGCACUGACGAUGACGUGCCACAGCAGUCGGGACCAUUAGGGGACUGUGGGGUUUGGGUUUGUAUAUUUCUGGACCGGUUGAUUAACAAAAAACCACUAAAUAAUGGUGAAGACACAAGCAUAACGGCUACAAGGAUGAGGCGCCAUCUUGCGAUACUUUUCUACAACUCGCUUAUACCUAAACAAUCAGUCGACGAAAUAGAAGAGGACGAUAUUGAAUAUAUUUAA
Molecule: messenger RNA, 1324 nt
Organism: Helianthus annuus (common sunflower)
Lineage: Eukaryota; Viridiplantae; Streptophyta; Magnoliopsida; Asterales; Asteraceae
Exons: 6
Coding region: 374-1324 (316 amino acids)
Source: RefSeq, a predicted model, not a curated record